Messenger RNA from Betta splendens (Siamese fighting fish), 4946 nucleotides. It is a transcript of the gene dnmt1, whose product is annotated as DNA (cytosine-5-)-methyltransferase 1. NCBI's taxonomy places the organism in Eukaryota, Metazoa, Chordata, Actinopteri, Anabantiformes, Osphronemidae. Gene Ontology annotation, molecular function: zinc ion binding; DNA binding; DNA (cytosine-5-)-methyltransferase activity. Bases 201 to 4733 code for a protein of 1510 amino acids. Gene Ontology annotation, cellular component: nucleus. The record is from RefSeq and is a predicted model, not a curated record. The transcript has 35 exons.
CAGUCCACAACACCCCGGUUUCCGCGCGAAAAGACGGCCCGCGCGCCCGAAUCGCUUAUAGCGUCCAUUGCAAGAAAAGGCACGCGCCAGGCGUUACUGUGUUGCCGUGCUGUAGUCACGAACGUUGACUGUACAACAUUUUUAACUGCUUUUAAAGCGAUUUUAUCCGUUUUUCUUACACGCUAAGCUAACUGUUUACCAUGCCUGCCAGGACUUCCCUGUCUCUGCCAGAGGAUGUCAGGAAAAGGCUACAUGUGCUGGACGGGUUCUCAGACGAGGAUCAUGUGAAAGAAAAGCUAAAGUUGGUGCACGAUUUCCUGCAUGAUGAUGCUCAGAACCAGCUGACGAGCCUGGAGGAAAAGAUGAAAAGUUCUGAGAUCUCAAAGGAGGACUACAUCUCUAAAGUAAAAGCCUUACUGGGAAAAGAGCUUGAUCUUGACAAUGGUUCACAUGUUGAUGGUGUGGAGCAGAAUGGAAAAACAAAUGGAUUCACAAAUGGUUCCCAUAAAGAUGGGGAUGGUGAAAAUUUAACUAUGGAAGUACAGGAAGAAGAGGAGGCUGUUAAGUCACCAACUGGUCCUAAAGGAAAGGGCGGACGCAGAAGCAAAGCAAAUGCCGACAGUAAAAAGUCACCAGCCAGUACAAGGGUUACAAGGAACAGUGGGAAACAGCCAACCAUCAUGUCAAUGUUCUCUAAAGUUCAAAAGCGUAAAUCUGAGGACUUGAAUGGAGAAGUUACUAAUGGACAAAAUGAAGUAAAGAAAGAGACAGAGGAAGAUGAUUCUGAGCAGUCUCGGGAAGAGAAGCGUCUCAAAGUGGACUCCAAUCUAAAUGCUGCUCAAGAAGAGUCGAAGAGCGAGAUUAUUAAGCCAGUUUCUGCUGCAAAGACGCCACCACCCAAGUGUCAAGACUGCAGGCAAUACCUGGAUGACUCUGAUCUCAAGUUCUUUCAAGGAGAUCCUGAUAAUGCGCUUGAUGAACCAGAAAUGUUAACAGAUGAGCGCCUCUCCCUCUUCGAUUCAAAUGAGGAUGGAUUUGAGAGCUAUGAAGAUCUUCCACAGCACAAGAUCACAAAUUUCAGUGUGUAUGACAAGCGUGGCCACCUUUGUCCGUUUGACACUGGACUGAUUGAGAAGAAUGUGGAACUCUAUUUCAGCUGUGUUGUCAAACCCAUCUAUGAUGACAACCCCUGCUUGGACGGUGGUGUUCCUGCCAAGAAGCUGGGUCCCAUUAAUGCUUGGUGGAUCACUGGCUUUGAUGGUGGAGAAAAAGCUUUAAUUGGUUUCACCACAGCAUUUGCAGAUUACAUCCUGAUGCACUCCAGUGAGGAGUAUGCUCCCAUAUUUGCCCUGAUGCAGGAAAAGAUCUACAUGAGCAAGAUAGUGGUGGAAUUCCUCCAGAAAAAUCCUGAUGCUACUUAUGAAGAUCUUCUCAACAAAAUUGAGACAACCGUGCCUCCUGCAGGGCUAAACUUCAACUGCUUCACUGAGGACACACUUCUGCGCCAUGCUCAGUUUGUGGUGGAGCAGGUGGAAAGCUAUGACGAGGCCGGGGACUCUGAUGAGCAGCCCAUCAUUGUUACUCCCUGCAUGAGGGAUCUGAUCAAGUUGGCAGGUGUCACUCUAGGAAAGAGCAAGCUGCUGUACUGGAGAGCUGCAAGAAGACAGGCCAUUCGCCACCCAACGAAGAUAGAGAAGGACAGCAAGGGGCCGACUAAGGCGACCACCACCAAGCUGGUCUACCAGAUCUUUGACACCUUCUUUUCUGACCAGAUAGAACAGAAUGAUAAAGAGAGUGGCGCUAAAAGACAUCGCUGUGGUGUCUGUGAGGUUUGCCAAUCACCUGAUUGUGGCAAGUGUACAGCUUGCAAGGACAUGAUCAAGUUUGGAGGAAGUGGUAAAAGCAAGCAAGCGUGCAAGCAGAGAAGAUGUCCAAAUCUUGCAGUAAAGGAGGCUGAGGAUGAUGAAAACAUUGAAGAGGAUGAUGUUCAAGUGGAAAAGGCCAAAAAGGUUUCUCAUGCUAAGAGAAAGAAGCAGACAGAGUGCAAGCUGACAUGGAUUGGAGAACCUGUGCAGACUGACUCAAGAAGGCAGUACUACACAAAGGUCUCUCUGAAUGAAGAAGUUCUGGAAGUGGGAGACUGCGUCUCUGUUUCAUCUGAGGAUUCAUCAACUCCCCUUUAUCUGGCAAGGAUCACAUCACUGUGGGAGGAUAACAAUGGAAAAAUGUUUCAUGCCCACUGGUUUCUUCGUGGGACUUACACAGCACUGGGAGAGUCUUCUGACCCCCUGGAGCUUGUCGUUGUAGAUGAGUGUGAAGACAUGCUGCUCAAUUAUGUCCAAAGCAAAGUGAACAUCAUGUACAAGGCCCCUUCUAACAACUGGUUUAUGGAGGGUGGCAUGGAUGUUGACCUCAAGGUGAUUGAAGAUGAUGGGAAGAGUUUCUUCUAUCAGUUCUGGUAUGAUGCAGAGUUUGCCCGUUUUGAGACCCCUCCCCAGACCACUCCGCCAGAAGACUGCAAAUUCAAGUUCUGUGGCAGCUGUGUUAGGACUAAGGAGAGAGAGGAGCAGGAAAUUCCUCGUGUAUUUGAACCCUUGGAGAAUAAAGAUGAAGACUCCAAAGCCUUCUAUGCUCUAGCUUGUUUUAAGGGGGAGCAGUUCAAGGUGGGAGAUGGCGUCUACCUGCUUCCUGAUUCUUUUAAUUUCAGUGUGAAACCCGCUAGUCCAGUGAAGCGCUCCCAUAGGAAGGAUGAUGUUGAUGAGGAUUUAUAUCCAGAGUAUUACAGAAAGUCAUCAGACUACAUCAAGGGGUCCAACCUUGACGCCCCAGAGCCUUUCCGCAUUGGCCGUAUCAAGGAGAUCUUCUGUCACAGACGUAGCAAUGGGAAACCUGACAUGUCAGAUGUCAGACUGGGACUCUACAAGUUCUACAGGCCUGAAAAUACUCACAAAGGUGUCAAAGCCAGUUACCAUUCUGAUAUUAAUCAGCUGUACUGGAGUGAUGAAGAAGUGACAGUCCACAUGACUGAAGUGCUUGGACGCUGUCAGGUAGAAUAUGGAGAGGACUUGAACGAAUCAGUACAGGAAUAUUCCAGUGGUGGACCUGAUCGAUUCUAUUUCCUUGAGGCUUAUAAUGCAAAGUCAAAAAGCUUUGAAGACCCUCCCAAUCAUGCUCGAUCAGCUGUUCAUAAAGGAAAAGGCAAGGGCAAAGGGAAAGGUAAAGGCAAGGGCAAAGCAGCGGCGGCCCAGGAACCACAGGAGUCUGCAAGUGAUCAAACGCCUAAAGUGCCUAAAUAUCGCACACUUGAUGUGUUCUCUGGCUGUGGGGGGCUGUCUGAAGGCUUCCAUCAGGCUGACAUCUCAGAGACUCUGUGGGCCAUAGAGAUGUGGGAGCCGGCAGCACAGGCCUUUAGGCUCAACAACCCUGGCACAACCGUGUUCACUGAGGACUGCAACGUCUUACUGAAGCUGGUCAUGUCUGGAGAGAAGACCAACUCUCUUGGACAGAAGCUGCCUCAGAAGGGGGAUGUGGAGAUGCUCUGUGGAGGACCUCCCUGCCAAGGCUUCAGCGGGAUGAACCGCUUCAACUCUCGCACCUAUUCCAAAUUUAAGAACUCGCUGGUGGUCUCUUAUCUCAGUUACUGUGAUUAUUAUAGACCAAAAUUCUUUCUCCUUGAGAAUGUGAGGAACUUUGUCUCCUUCAAAAACUCCAUGGUCCUGAAGCUUACUCUACGCUGCCUUGUUCGCAUGGGCUACCAGUGUACCUUUGGCGUCCUUCAGGCUGGUCAGUACGGUGUCGCCCAGACCCGACGCAGGGCAAUCAUUCUAGCCGCUGCUCCCGGAGAGAAGCUGCCUCGCUAUCCUGAGCCUCUGCAUGUGUUUGCUCCCCGAGCUUGCUCUCUGAGUGUGGUGGUGGAUGACAAGAAAUACAUCAGCAAUGUCACACGGGGCAAUGGAGGAAUUUACAGAACAAUCACAGUUCGAGACACUAUGUCUGACCUGCCAGAAAUUCGCAAUGGUGCAGCUGCAUUGGAAAUUUCCUACAAUGGAGAGCCUCAGUCCUGGUUCCAGAGGCAGAUCAGAGGCACACAGUACCAGCCUAUCCUCAGAGACCACAUUUGCAAGGACAUGAGUGCUCUGGUGGAGGCUAGGAUGCGUCACAUACCCUUGGCUCCAGGCUCUGACUGGAGAGACCUGCCCAACAUUGAGGUCCGUCUCAAAGAUAACACCAUGACCAAAAAACUACGUUACACUCAUUUGGAUAAGAAGAAUGGACGCAGCAGCACUGGUGCACUUCGAGGUGUUUGCACAUGUGCCGAAGGGAAACCAUGUGACCCUGCUGACAGGCAGUUUAACACUCUGAUUCCCUGGUGUCUGCCUCACACUGGUAACCGCCACAAUCACUGGGCUGGCCUUUAUGGCAGAUUGGAGUGGGAUGGCUUCUUCAGUACAACCGUUACCAACCCUGAACCCAUGGGCAAGCAGGGCCGGGUUCUGCAUCCUGAGCAGCACAGGGUGGUCAGUGUAAGGGAGUGUGCACGUUCUCAGGGCUUCCCUGACACCUACCGCUUCUUUGGAAACAUCCUCGACAAACACAGACAGGUUGGUAAUGCUGUGCCCCCACCACUGUCCAGAGCCAUAGGGCUGGAGAUCAAAAAGUGUGUCAUAGAGAGAAUGAAGGAGGAGCCAGCAUCAGAGAAUGUCAAGCAAGAAAACAUGGAGGUCUCUGAUUAAUCCUUCACUGCCCCCUGUUCCUUAUGUUGGGCAAUGACUUCUUUUUAAAUAAGCCGGCUUUCAUCUGAGUCACCAAGUGACCGCCGUGGACAUUCUGUGCAGUGCUGUUCAUGUUUUAAGUGUUUUUAAUCAUGUUGUUGGGAAAACGUUCGCCUUGGAUAAACUGUAUGUAGUUUUUAUAUGUAUAAUUUCAAUAAAGCUCUUAUGAAUGAA